GUGUAAAAUAAGUCAAUACGACUCACGUCGCCGUCGCCCUUAAACACCACAACAACAUCAUGUUUUCGCUGCUGACGAAGCGUGAAAAUGCCCACUCUGAGGGCAUCUGGGCAUGCGCCUGGGGCCACUUUGUCCCCGAUGAAAAGAACAAGGAAGCGGCGAACGUCGAUAAGGAGAACGAGGGAGAAGACAAGGAGAACCAAGAACGACGCGACGACAACGAUCAGAACUUACCAGAGACGGAACAGAGGUACAUCGUCACCGGGGGACUGGAUGACCUAGUCCGGGUGUGGCGGUGGUCGGGGGAUGGCGUCGAGGGCGAACUGACACCCCUACACACCCUCGAGGGUCACUCACUGGGUGUUAUAUCGGUCGACGUUAAUGCUGCCGGGACCAUAGCAGCCUCUUCCUCUCUGGACUCGACCAUUCGAUUGUGGGAUCUCCACACUGGUGAGCAGGUGAGAGUGACGCUUAGGGUCUAACACUGUCUUCUUUUA
Cherax quadricarinatus is the source of this 497-nucleotide messenger RNA. Lineage: Eukaryota; Metazoa; Arthropoda; Malacostraca; Decapoda; Parastacidae. The record is from RefSeq and is a predicted model, not a curated record.